Dothidotthia symphoricarpi CBS 119687 is the source of this 1245-nucleotide messenger RNA. RefSeq lists its product as uncharacterized. NCBI's taxonomy places the organism in Eukaryota, Fungi, Ascomycota, Dothideomycetes, Pleosporales, Dothidotthiaceae. The record is from RefSeq and is a predicted model, not a curated record. The transcript has a single exon. The coding region runs from base 241 to 1020 and encodes 259 amino acids.
AGAGACCACAUUAAAACGCACAAACGUGAAGUGUCCGAGGAGUUCAUCGAAGAACACUUGAAUUUUACCUUUGGGAGUUUCAAGAAGCUUGGUACUAUAGAACGUAAAUGGAAGCUGGUCUUCCAGAUUCUAUUUCCCGAAGUACCACAGGACGAGAUACCCUCGCCAUGUAAGCAAGUACUAUAGAAACUGGGUGUAACUCGAACACUGACAUGAACAGAUGUGGAUGAUUAUAGCAUUAUGAAGGUACAGCCCUUGGCUAUUGCUGACAACGACCUUGACAUACUCCGAACUAGUCUCAAGAGUGAGCUUUGGAAUCAGUAUGGCGGCGAGAUUACAUGCGACAUGGCAGAUUUUUACGCUAACUUCGAUACUAUAUUUGACGAUUCUAUAGAGCACCAGAAGGGCGAUAUGAACCAUAGCUCGCUACCAAUGGGUCAGCACGGUUACCCGACUCCACCUUCAUCUAUUCAGAGCUCGCCUAAGACGGGCACGAUGAACAUAAAUAACUCAAGUGGCCUUGUAUCAACGCCACAGCUUGCGACUAUGGACAUGCCAAAUCCGUUGCUCAUCGAGUAUAAUGCCAUGGACUGGGAACAGCAACUUGGUAUUGACGUCCAAUCUGCGUUUGCCACGACACCAAAGGCGGUCAAAGCUACCACUUUUGAGUGGAUGUCGCCUCCUAUAGAGCCUUAUACAUGCUCUUCUCAACAAAACGCAAAUAUGUCUACUUCUUUCUCAUCAAAGUUUAAUGUUUCCGUACCAUUCUGUCAACAAACUCAAUCCGCAUUUGACACCAGCUUUGAUUUCAACCUCCAUGAACCAUUAGUUGCUUCUUGUGCGUUGGAGACUGAAAGCCCAUACACGGAUUCAAUAACUUGCUUGCAUCAGGAGUUUGAAGUCUGCUCUUCAACUCUUGAUGUGAGUGAAGUGAUGACGCCUCCUAGUAAUGCUAUACGUGGAGAUGAGUUCGACUUUGACGAUUGGAUCGAAUAUGCCAAUUUGAAAAGUUUGAAUUAGGAAUGAAAUGGUUGGAUAAUCCAUAUAUAAGUAAUCAUAGGUUGGCAAUAUAGUUUAUUAUCGCAAAGGAGGGAUCGUGUAUGUGGCUGAGCUAAGACCACCACUACCUGAACCCAGUAGAUGGGCACGAAGUUCGUAGUCGCACUUUGUAGUACUAAAGAAGCCAUGUAAAUUACAUCAAAACAAUGUUUAUCUCUUGAGCAUUACUUCUCACUCACAACCGCU